This is a messenger RNA of Cladophialophora psammophila CBS 110553, 651 nucleotides long. RefSeq lists its product as uncharacterized. NCBI's taxonomy places the organism in Eukaryota, Fungi, Ascomycota, Eurotiomycetes, Chaetothyriales, Herpotrichiellaceae. The transcript has a single exon. Bases 1 to 651 code for a protein of 216 amino acids. The record is from RefSeq and is a predicted model, not a curated record.
AUGGCGCCAACCUCGACGAAGCCUCAAUUCCUUCGAUCUCUCCCGUCCACCUCGUCGCUCAAGCCGACAAAGGACAAGCCUCGAGUCUACAUCGUCCUCUAUCCACGCAGUGCCUCGUCGACGAAUUCUUCCUUUCGCAACGUCCUCAGCUGCGACUCCUACCAUUGGUCUAUCGUCGUCGGGCCCCAAACUGCGCGGCGCGCCGACAAGGGAAUUCGCUACCACGUCGCCCACCUCAACCACGACACACACAGGCACUUUUACGAGGAACAAGACAUCCCUUCAAACCCCAUUGCCCAAAGCGGUCUGGUUCGCGUUGCCGUCUGCAAGGUCACCGACGAAGAGCGCCUUCAUUCCAUCCUUCGAGAACUCCCGAUCCCUGGGGAAGACUCGGCGUUCAACUGUCUGACCUGGGUCCGUGAAGCAUUCUGCAAACUCCAUGAAGAUGGCAAGUCGGUGAAGAGUUAUCUCAGUGCAGACGAUUGGCAAGCCGUGGAGGCGUGCGCCCGCAAGUAUUGCAAGCGAAAGAGAGACGCGGGUAGGUUCCAGGAGGGCAACGGUCUUGCCAACAAUAAUGGCGGAAACGCUGCGUGGAGCGCGGAAAAAAUCAGCACCUUCAACUUCUGGGAGAAUCGCGAGACUACGCCGUAG